Messenger RNA from Micropterus salmoides (largemouth bass), 1006 nucleotides. RefSeq names its product endosome associated trafficking regulator 1 (gene entr1). Gene Ontology annotation, cellular component: centrosome; midbody; ciliary basal body. NCBI's taxonomy places the organism in Eukaryota, Metazoa, Chordata, Actinopteri, Centrarchiformes, Centrarchidae. The record is from RefSeq and is a predicted model, not a curated record. Gene Ontology annotation, biological process: regulation of cytokinesis; positive regulation of cilium assembly; positive regulation of protein localization to cilium.
GCAGGAGAGACGCGGCCGGACGAGCGCGAGGACAUGGGUACGGAUGAAGCCCAAUAAGUGACGACAGAGAGACCGAAGCACCUGUGUGACGUCAUGUCCAACCAGAGGAGUUGUGGGAAAGCUCUGAUCAUCACGGACGAUGAGGAAGUGCAGGAGGAGGAGGAGGUGCAGGAGGAGGAGCUGAACCCCUUCUCCUUCAGAGAGUUUCUACGCUGGAAGACCCAGGAUCCAGACCAGAACCAGGACCUGGACCCGGACCAGGAGCAGACUCACAGUGAGUCCAGCAGCUCUCAGCUGGUGUUUGACGUUGGGAACGUGACCUUUGACCCUGACGUCAGGAGCUGUUUCUUCUCCGAACCCUCUCUGGCACCACAGGAGGAGGACGAGUGGGGGAGGAGCUUCCAGUCAGGUGUGGGCAGCACCUCCUCCCUUUGCACAGAGGAAGAGGAGGAGACCAGGUUCUCCUCCAAACCUGAAGUCCAGCAGGGAGGAGGAGCAGCAGGAGAGAACUAUGAAGGAGAUGAUGAGACCUCCAUCGCUGAACCGGUCACCUCCUGCAGGAGGAGGAGCGGGAGGAGCAGCCAGAUGCAACAGUUGAAGGAGGAGAACGUGUUGCUGAGGAGAACCAUCAGGGAGCUGCAGAAGAACUCAGAGGUCAGCGAACGCAGGGUGCUAGAGCUGUCGGAGGAGCUGCUCCAGAGGAGGCGUCAGGAGGAGAGGGAGGCUCAGGAUUUGGAGAACAUGGUUCACUCUGUGGAGCAGAACCUCCACCUGAUGACGAAGCGAGCAGUGAAAGCAGAGAACAGUGUUUCCAAACUGAAGGUGGAGCUGCAGCAGCUGCAGGUGUGUGUCUCUGUGUGUCUCAGGUGGAGGUCGACUCUCUGCGGUCGGAGAACGCCAGUCUGAAGGCAGCGGAGUCUGAAGUCGUUAUGACGAUGAAACACAACGCUCAGAUGGCGUCUGAGUACCUGAACAAGACAGCAAGCCACGCCCACUCCUCCAUACG